UGAAAAAUUAUGCAAGAGCAGGCAUGUUCGGUAUCAAUUAAGUUGGUUAUCCCACAGUCGAGUGUUGGCCAUUUGCAAUAACCUCUGCAUGUUGCCGCUAAUCUGAUAGGAAGAAAACCUUUGAUCGAGAUUGGGACUCGUCUUUUAUCAUCCACGAUGGUUCAGGCGUUACAAACACACGGUGUCGUGCCCGACGUAAUAGACAAGGUGCCGCAAGAUGUGCUACAGGUUACGUAUGGGAAUGAAAUUUCCGUGGAUAUCGGGAAAGUAUUGACACCGACGCAAGUUAAGGAUAAACCUACAGUUACAUGGAAUGCCGAUGCAAACGCGUAUUACACUCUUUGUAUGACUGAUCCUGAUGCACCGAGUCGUAAGAAUCCAAAAUUUCGCGAAUGGCAUCAUUGGUUAGUUGGAAAUAUUCCCGGCUCGAACGUCUCCAAAGGGGAAGUUCUCUCGGACUACAUCGGUUCAGGCCCGCCAGAAGGAACAGGACUUCAUCGUUACGUAUUUCUAUUGUAUAAACAGCCCGAGAAACUGACAUUCGACGAACGUCGUUUGACUAAUCGAAGCGGGGAUAAUCGUGGGAAUUUUUCCAUACGAAAGUUCGCGUUGAAAUACAAAUUGGGUGAUCCUAUUGCGGGCAACAUGUAUCAAGCUGAAUUCGACGACUAUGUUCCGCUUCUUUACAAGCAACUAGGUGCUUAAGAGGUUGUUGGUUAAGAGGAACAGUCUUGUGUAGAUGAAGAAUACACAGAUACUUUGUAUAAAGUUUAAUAUUAAACGCAUGUUCACGUAA
Molecule: messenger RNA, 796 nt
Organism: Eufriesea mexicana
Lineage: Eukaryota; Metazoa; Arthropoda; Insecta; Hymenoptera; Apidae
Product: protein D2
Exons: 4
Coding region: 157-705 (182 amino acids)
Source: RefSeq, a predicted model, not a curated record